Molecule: messenger RNA, 2243 nt
Organism: Cricetulus griseus (Chinese hamster)
Lineage: Eukaryota; Metazoa; Chordata; Mammalia; Rodentia; Cricetidae
Source: RefSeq, a predicted model, not a curated record
AUAUGGUUGGUGGACAGCAGAAGAUUCAGUCUCAGCAGAAAAAUGCCAAAAAGCAGGCUGGACAAAAGAAGAAACAAGGCCACGACCAAAAGGCUGCUGCCAAAGCUGCCUUAAUAUAUACCUGCACAGUCUGUAGGACGCAGAUGCCAGACCCGAAGACCUUCAAGCAGCACUUUGAGAGCAAGCAUCCCAAGACUCCCCUCCCCCCAGAGCUGGCCGAUGUGCAGGCAUAGAGUGGUUUACAGGUGAAUUCAUGACACCUUUGACUCUUCUACUGUCUCAGACCUUAGGUAACAAACCUGCAGCUGCUUUUUUUAAACACACUGUUGAUCAGCAGAAAUAAAGGGGCUACAGAAACACUCAUUUUUAAUGCCGUUCCCUCUGGGCUUCAUGCAAAGAGAGUUCCGUGUAAAUGUACAGUUGACUCUGAUUUGGAAAUCUGAAGAAUCAGUCCAUUCUUGUUAUAAAAUUUUUUUACAAUUGUAAUUAUAUUGAUGUUCAUAUUGUGUAAAAUAACUCAUUUAAUAAAGUAGCGCUUUGAUUUUACAACAUCACAAGAUAAAUGGUUCUAGAAACUCUGUUCUAACUUCUUAUUAUUAUUUGCCUUAUUAGAGAAGUGAGUCCACGAGCCAGCGUUGCGAGAGCAACCCUCUCCCUUUCUCAGUGCCGUGGCAGGUUUGUUAACCUAGUGCAGAUUCAUUUAGUAACUGUGCACAUGGUUUAUUUGCAGCUGCUCUGCUGCUGCAGCCUGUGUGCAGUCACGUGUCAUUCCCACUUCUGAUCAUUUCCUGUGCUUGGUGUUGAAAAAUUCAAACUUGUUGAGUGGAUUGGCUCCGCUUGCCAGUGGGAGUGCAUCGUAGGUGUGACAGACAUAAUUCAUAAAAUUGGUAGGAUCGCCAGUGAGCCCUUCUGAAAGAUUGGGUCCCAAAGUACAUGCCAGAAUGAAAUGUUUUUUUUGGACAAAGUAUGAUGGAACAAGUGUGAACUGUAAGGACCUAUGUCUUAUAAUGGGUAUUUUGAAAAUUGUUCCAAUUCUUUAGUUUGAAUUGAACCAUAAUUUUUGAGAGAAAUUUUAAAAAUUAUUUAGUUAAUUUUGUGAAUGGAUUUUUUUUUUUUUUUUUUUUUGCAUUUAAUGGAAAGAUUGAAGUGAUUUGUGCCAGGUUAAUUCCCAGAACAUUCUUCGUCUUUCAAGUAAAACGUAAUUUUAGGAACUUAGUGCUGGCUCCUAUAAUCAAAGACUGUCUAGUUUGACUUCCACCUGAACUAGCAAAAUGUUACAGUUCUGCAAAUUCUGCUGGUUAAGGAAGACUAGUCUGGUGUUCUAGUUUUCUUUUUUUGUCUGGUAUGCACAUAAAUGUGCUGUAAUGACUCAGUUUAAGUUUUAAGAACCAAUGUAAUCGGAAGAACAUUGCGUAAGUACUGACAGCCACUCAGAGCUGCACAGUGACCUGUGGGUGACAGGUGACUCCCCUCUUGCUGCUGUAGCCAUUGCAUUUGGUGGCAGCGGAUCGUGCCACUGAGUUUGGAGGAUGGUGUCUCCAGGAAUAACCCCGGUGCCCUUCCCCAGCCUCACUGAGUACAGCCAGCCGUUCUGUUACUGUUGAAUUUCCUGCCUUUCAGACUUGGUGCCCAUUGUUUGCAAAAAUGUUGCUGACUGCAAUUAGAUUUUACCUGUUGUUUCCUGUGAAUCUCACAGCCGUGAUAAUAAAAUGACAAUGCUAGAGCUUUUGGAAGUGCUUUACGCAGAUGGACCUUUCUUUUUAGCAACAGACUGGCGGCUAUUCAGAGAAUACUUCAUUGGUCUCACUGUCUGUAAUUCAGAAUAAAGCCUUUCGAUCUUGUAUUUACUGUUGUGUAAGCACUAAAGACACCAUAUUUCAGUCUGUAUCUCGGAUAGGGAAUAGUUGACGGCUCUCCCUUAGCACAGGGAUUGCCAGCAUGGUCCUCUUUCGUGUUUCAGUUAAAUUUGCUGUAAGGAGAUGACAACUCAAACCUUUUUGUCAUUUAAUUCCGAGAUUCUUUAACAGACAGAUCUGUUUAAAAACUGUUACGGUGUCUUCAAAGGUGAUACAAAAUAUCGAGAGGGAUUUGAUUUGUUUGUAUUCUGUAUUCGUGUUAGCUGUCAAAAGGAAUGGGGUUCACACUAAGCUUGUUUCCAUGCUCACCCCCAUGUUUACGUGACACACUUGGGAUCUCAUGUGUGCUGUAAUGUCUUAUUAAAGAAGAUGUUAAAGAAAACGAAA